AAGUGUCUGAAGCCGCAUGUCUAAAGAAAGUUGUAUGUCAUAACAAUGUCACUGUCAAUAAAAGUCAAAUUCACGUGUUGCUUUGUGAAUGCAAAACACGCGGCCGGUUCGCGGUCUCAUAUCUAAAUAAUAUUUUACUAUUGGUUCUAAGAACAUUAUUCGUGGUUCGCCGGAAUGAUAAGAUGUCGGCGGGCAACAUGUUGGAGGCACUUAAAGCCAUAGGUGCGGAAACCAAAACAAGUGAAUUAAUAAAAACGUGUAACGAACUCCAGAAAUCAAUAAACUCCAAUAAAUUCGAUAUUCAAGCUGCUAUAAAGAAAUUAUCAGACUUUAUUCUAAAAGUUGAUGAUGCAAUACUUUUCAAGAAGUAUCUAUCAAAUGUAUUGCUUGCAUUAGUAUCUGCAAGAAUCCCAUUAAAACCAGUAUUUUCUAAUUUGGACUCGGACACAUGCACUGACAAUGAAAAGACCAGUCAUAUUGAAUACUCUGUGGUUUUGUCAGCAUUGAGUGAUCAUCCUGAUAUUUUACAGUAUGCCUUAAAAUACCUAGAAAUCAAUCAAGUACCACCAUUUGAGGUAUUCAUUCACCAUGAGGACUCAUACAAUGUGGCUCCAAAGAAGCGAAGACUCAUUGACUGCCGACAGAAGAUUACUGACAAACAGAUAGUACUGUGCUCCUAUGCCUUGCUCAGCAAACUCCCAAAUGAAUUGUCUGCUAAAUGGGACUGGACUAAGUUUGUUAGUAGUUUUAGUGGCCAUGAGGAUCCAGAAGUCAGAUGGAUGGUCAAAGAAUGCAUGGCGAUAGUAACAAACAUGACAGAAGCUCAAUCGAAGAAACUUUCGAAUAUUCUGGAAAUACCUGACCAGGACUGUUUACAAAGCAUAGAGAAAAGUAAAACUGAAUCUAUUCACACCAUGGAAGUGAUCAAAAGUGAUCUUAAUCCAGACAAUAUUGUGAACAUUGAUGGCAUAUUGCUACCAAUUUAUGAGAAAAGUAAUGUUCAGAAAGGCAUUUUAGUUCCAGUGAAAUCUACUGUUAAUAACUUGAGGAGUUUAGCUUUGGCUGUUGCAUCAGGUCAGGCCCUAAGUCUCAUGGGUCCCGUCGGCUCCGGCAAAACGUCUCUCGUAGAACAUUUAGCGUGCAUCACUGGUCGUAAAGGUGCCGCCUUCAAGAAGGUGCAACUAGGAGACCAGACUGAUUCCCGCAUGUUGCUCGGUUCCCACCAAUGUACCGACAUUCCUGGAGAAUUUGUGUGGAGCCCUGGUGUUUUAACUGAGGCUGUACAAAAUGGACAUUGGCUUUUAUUAGAAGAUAUAGAUUGCGCGGCUUUGGAUGUGGCAUCGACUCUUAGCUCCCUCUUAGAAAGAAACACCCUGUGUGUGCCGGGCUAUCGCGAUUCCUUGCCUGUCACACCUGGCUUUCAACUAUUCGUUACACAACGAACUUUGACUACCAAUUAUGGCUUUCAAAAGAAGAUGUCCAGUUCAAGUACUUUACUUCAGAAGCACUUGACACAGAUUAAUGUAGAGCCACUGUCGAGGUCAGAACUCGCAGAGGUCAUUCAAACCCUCUAUCCACCAUUAACAACUAUCUGCCCGAGAAUGAUCGAGGUUUUUAUGAUGUUUUCUGUGGGUAGUCAUGAUACCUCCUUACAGACCACUGAAGCAGUUAAAAGUGAUCAAGAAAAGAACCUCAUUCUCUUAAGAGGAUCAAGAUUGAUUUCUACAAGAGACUUGCUAAAAUGGUGUUCUAGAUCUGUUGUCGGGUUUAACGUGUCUAGUCCAGAAUCCGCAUUGAAAGUCCUACAGGACGCUUUGGACAUUUUUACUUGUUCCGUCUCAUCUCCGGAGCAUAGAUUGGAGUUAGCCAAAAAGGUUGGGUUAUGUCUUGGUAUCGUAGAAACCAAAUCUGAGUUUUAUUGUAAACACUACAAGCCAAAUGUUUCCCUAAAACCUGACUUCCUAGAAGUCGGUCGUUCGAAAGUACCAAGGGUAGAAAAGAGCUUGGAAACCAUCGAUUUUGAUAACAAGCAAACUGUGUUCUCGUUUACUCGACAGUCAGCUUGUUUAUUAGAAAGGAUAGCUUGUUGUGUUACUUCAAACGAGCCAGUAUUGCUCGUAGGUGAAACUGGUACGGGGAAAACCUCAUCUGUCCAAUAUUUGGCGAGACAAACGGGACAUAAACUCGUAGUCGUCAACAUGAACCAACAGUCCGACUCAGCCGACUUACUAGGUGGAUACAAACCCGUCGACUUGAAAUUCGUAAUCCGUCCCAUUCGACUCCAAUUCGAAGAGCUCUUCCGAAGUUAUUAUAACACUGAAAAGAACAAAAAGUUUCUGGGGCAUAUAGAAACUUGUUACGAAACAGAAAAUUGGACCGCUUUAGUUGCGUUAAUGAAACAGAGUCAUAAAGCGGCAGUUAGCAGACUGAUGGCAGAAAAAAAAGAAGUCAUUCUCAAAAAGUGGUUAUCUUUUGGUUAUAAAUUAACUAAAUUGGAUCAACAAAUAAAGGCAGCAUCGAAACUGACUUUCGCGUUUAUCGAAGGCUCUCUAGUCAAAGCAAUGCAGGAAGGACACUGGGUUUUAUUGGACGAAAUUAAUUUAGCGUCUGCUGAAAUUUUGGAGUGCUUAGCUGGUCUUCUAGAAGACAAGAGUGAAACUAUAGAUUUGUUAGAAAAGGGUGAUAAGGUUCCUAUAAAAAGGCACCCUGAUUUUACGUUAUUUGCGUGUAUGAAUCCUGCCACAGAUGUCGGUAAGAAGGACUUGCCUGCAGGCCUCAGGAAUCGGUUCACAGAAUUCUUUAUCGACGAGUUGACGGAGCGAAAUGAUUUAAUGUUGCUCAUUGGAGACUAUUUAUACCAUAUGAAUCUUAGUGGUGCUAUUUUAGAAGCUAUAUACAGCUUCUAUGCCAGUAUAAAGAAAGAAGCUAAGUUGAACCUUGUGGAUGGAUCAGGGAAUACGCCCCAUUAUUCUUUGAGAACGCUAUGCAGAGCGUUAACGGCCGCUGCUAAAGCUAAAUGUGGGACUGUAUCAAGAUCUUUGUUUGAAGCAUUUUGUCUAUCUUUCCUUACACAGUUAGAUAGCUCUUCACAUCCUAAAGUAGAAGCUAUGAUUGCCAAGGCGGUAAUUGGCAAGAAAAACGUAAAAUCUGUAUUAAACCAACUCAUUCCGGAACCCCAAGUUUUUGGUCAAAAUUACUUACUUUUCGAAGGACAUUGGAUCCCUCAAGGAAAACUCGAAAUAGUAAUACCAGAAGGAUAUAUCCUCACACCAACUGUAAAGAAGAAUCUUCGUGAUAUUGCUAGAAUAAUAUCACUCGGUCGAUUACCGAUUCUACUACAAGGUGACACGUCAGUAGGUAAAACCUCUCUUAUUACGUACAUAGCCAAAGCAUCGGGUAACUAUUGUGUCAGAAUAAACAAUCACGAACACACAGAUCUCCAAGAAUACAUAGGGUCUUAUGCCACAGACUCCAGUGGCAAACUAGUCUUCAAAGAAGGUGUUCUAGUCGAAGCUAUGAGGAAAGGCUACUGGAUCAUACUUGAUGAGCUCAACCUAGCACCAAGUGAUGUGUUAGAAGCUCUGAACAGAGUACUGGAUGACAAUAGGGAACUAUUCAUCCCGGAAACUCAGCAGGUUGUUAGAGCAGAUCCCAAUUUCAUGUUGUUUGCCACUCAGAACCCGCCAGGAUUGUACGGCGGUAGGAAAAUGUUGUCGAGAGCUUUUAGAAAUAGGUUCGUCGAGUUACAUUUCGACGAAAUACCAAAGAAGGAACUCGAGACAAUUUUACACCAAAGAUGUCACGUUCCUCCAGCUUACAGUAAAAAAAUGAUCGCUGUUAUGGCUGACCUACAAAUCAGACGUCGUGGCUCAGCCGCUGUACAAGGCAAAGACGGUUUCAUCACUCUUCGUGAUUUAUUCAGGUGGGGACAGAGGUACAAGAAUGUAUCAAAAGAUUCGUUAACCUCUGACAAAUUUUACGACUGGGAUCAGCAUAUAGCUGAUGAAGGAUACCUCAUUUUGGCUGGUAAGGUUCGACAGACAGACGAACGAAGUAUUAUAGAAGAAGUAAUAGAAAAACAUAUAAAGAGGAAAGUUAUUCCUGACAAUUUGUUCAGUCUAAAUCCAGCUACGUCACCUGUAACUAAACCUAUAUUAGAGACGAUUUUAAAUAACCAGCUUGAAGAAUUUUCUCAUGUAGUAUGGACUUACAAUAUGAGGAGAUUGGCAGUUUUAAUCGCCAAAUCUUUCAGCUUCGAUGAACCAGUACUAUUAGUGGGAGAAACAGGGUGUGGCAAAACAACGAUAUGCCAAGUGCUAGCUGCCUUAAAAAAACGACAACUGCUAUCAGUUAAUUGUCAUAUGCACACUGAAAGUUCUGACUUCUUAGGAGGGCUUCGUCCUGUAAGACAUUACAAAAAUGAUGGAAGGCUGUUCGAAUGGGUUGAUGGUCCUCUAAUUAAGGCUAUGGAAACUGGUAAUAUGUUUCUGGCUGACGAGAUAUCGCUAGCAGACGACAGUGUAUUAGAAAGAAUGAACUCUUUGCUAGAACCAGAAAGACAGCUAGUCUUAGCAGAAAGAGGAAUGGAAGAAAAUAGAGAUAUUGUUGUUAUUACAGCUGAUAAGAAUUUCCAUUUUAUUGGAACUAUGAAUCCUGGUGGAGAUUUCGGUAAGAAGGAACUGUCCCCAGCUUUGCGAAAUCGAUUUACAGAAAUUUGGUGCGACAGUGUCACAUCUAGAGAAGACUUAUUAAAAGUUCUAGAGAAGAGUGUUAACAAGGGCGUCUCGUUAGGUAAUCAGGAGGAUGGCAGCUCAGGAAUUGGAACAUCAAUUCUGAACUUCACCGAUUGGUUGAAGAACUCUGAAGUGACGAACAAAUUCCCAUUCAGUAUACGUGACUUACUUUCAUGGGUCCACUUUAUUAAUAUAACUGUGUCCAAACAACUUUUGGACACUCCCGAAGCGUAUGUACACGGUGCUUGCAUGACCUUCUUAGAUUGCUUCGGCACAGCCCUAACGGGCCAUGUAGAAACAGAAACACUGGUCCUAUUAAGAAAAAAUGCAAUUAACUUUUUGUUGAACCAAAUCAGUGCUGUUGGUAAUGAAUAUACUGAGAGUUUGACAGAAAUGCUAAGCAGUAAACAAACUCAAUUUGUCGCCGAAUGUGGUCCAGACAAGUUUGGCAUCAAACCUUUUUACGUAGAAGUUGGUGAAAAUGUUAAUAUAACUGAUGAAGACCAGGCAUUUACCUUCACGGCACCUACGACGGGAGCAAAUACAUUGAGACUGUUGCGUGGUAUGCAACUGAAUAAAGCAAUAUUGUUAGAGGGAAACCCUGGGGUUGGAAAAACGAGUUUAGUGACUGCAUUAGCCAAGUCUUCGGGUCAUAAAGUUGUUAGGAUCAAUUUGAGUGAUCAAACGGAUAUAACAGACUUGUUCGGAACAGACUUACCUACAGAAGAUGGAUCAUUCACAUUUAAAGAAGGAGCAUUUCUGAGCGCUCUUCAAAAUGGUGACUGGAUUCUUUUAGACGAACUCAAUUUAGCGCCUCAACCAGUUCUAGAAGGUCUCAACGCGUGUUUGGACCACAGAGGAGAGGUAUUCAUUCCAGAGUUAGGUAGAACUUUUAAAGUAAAAGAGCAAACGAAAUUGUUCGCUUGUCAAAAUCCGUUAAAACAAGGCGGCGCUCGACGCGGCCUCCCUAUAUCAUUCCUAAACAGAUUCACUCAAGUAUACAUCGAUACAUUGACUAAAGAAGACUUGAUAUACAUCGUGGAGUCACAGUACCCGACCAUACCAAAAGAUAUUGCGUACAGAAUAGUACAGUUCAAUUGCAAAGUUGCUUACGAAGUGACAGAGAUUCAGUCUUGGGGCCAUAGGGGUGCGCCUUGGGAAAUGAACCUUAGGGACAUACAGAGAUGGUGCGAAGCCCUAAUUAAAGACCAGGAAGAAGGCAAGUCUUUAUGUCCUGGUAAAUUCGUCGAUAUGCUUUAUGUUAAUCGUAUGAGAACGGAAGAGGAUAAAGCUAAGAUGACUCAGACUUAUGAUGAAAUAUUCCUCCCUGAAUUCCCGAGAAGCGACAGUACUCCUCAAUUCGACGUAAACGAUAAAGAAAUUAUUAUUGGAGACGUUGUAUUGGAAAGAAAUGCUGAAAAGGGAUUCAAAAACCGUAGAGCUGUUGAAACUAAUUUACUAGUAUUACGUAAUCACCUGCCAACAUUAAAAGCGUUAGCGCAAAGCAUCAAGAUGAACUGGCUGUCCAUUUUAGUUGGAUCCUCAGCUACGGGAAAAAGUUGUAUAGUGCAAGUCCUCGCUGAUUUGACUGGCAAUGAACUUCAAGUUGUACCAGUGACGUCAGCAAUGGAUGUUUCUGACUUACUUGGAGGUUUUGAACAAGUAGAUUUUAAUAGAAACCUUGAAAGCUUAUUUGAUAAAAUUGAGACCUUAACCAUACAGACUGUUAGAAAAAUAUGGUUGAACCAAAAGAACGAAGAUUGGAAGUCGAAUCAGUUACUAAGUGAAUUGUAUCAAUACAAAUCAUUCCAGUCAGUUUCAAAUGAGGUUUCGAAAGAUAAUAUGGAUAAAUUCAAGGAAAAAGUCCAGUUUCUUCUCAACCAUUGCGACGUACUACUCAAAAACAACGAGCCAUUUGACACCAUAUCCACAUUGUUACAAAGAGUAGUGAGUAGUUUGAACAAGUUGUUGAACAAAAUUUCAAACCUCACUUCAGUGAAUGCCGGAGGAAAGUUUGAAUAUAUAGACUCUUUGCUCGUCAAAACUAUGAUUGAAGGGUCCUGGCUGCUUCUAGACAAUGUCAACCUCACUACUGCGGCAGUUCUCGAUAGAUUGAACGGGUUAUUGGAGCCAAACGGAGUUUUAAGUAUACCAGAAAGGGGGGACGUGAGUGAAAUCAGACCGCACCCGAAUUUCCGAGUAUUCUUCACUAUGGAUCCGAAGUAUGGCGAGAUAUCGAGGGCUAUGAGGAAUCGAGGUGUGGAAAUAUCGCUUCUAAGACCAGACAAUAUGCAGAACUUGCGUUUAUCUGACACUGAGAAUUCCUUGGACUUGGCGGCUCUGCUGUCUUCGUGUGGACUGCCCUGUGAAUACCUUGAGAUUACCAUCAAAUGUCAUGAGUUGAUGCAAUCAUUUAUACAAGUGUUCGACCCACCUGCAAUUUCACAUUUACUACAAGCCGCACAUUUAACAAGCCAGCAAAUUGUCCGUGGAAUUUCAACAACUACGGCCUUCGUAAACAGUUUCUCUGAUGUAUACAUCAAGCCACGGUGUGGCGGCGACUUUGCCUCCGACAUCAGAGCUUCACUUGCCGAAAUGAAAAACUCCAUGCUUAAAGUCUUGGAAAAGCUAAUGGAAGGAGAAAAACACAGCAAUAAAGAUGUAGCCAAACCAACUACAUCACAUACUCUGACUGUUAAAGGUUUAUGCUCAAAUUCGUCGGUAGAACUCGCUAAACAAAUUGCUUAUAUCGCCUCUCAAGAAACUACUGGCAAAGACUCCUCCAACUUACACAUCCUCUUUAGUCUGAGUUCUGUGUAUCAAAAAGUCCCGCCAUACCUUUGCCAAGCUGUCUACACCAUUAUCAAAGACACUUUGAGUAGAGACAAGAGUAAAGAAGUUAAAUUGGCUCAGAAACUAAAUGAAACAGCUUAUGAAUUUUACAAAGAGUAUGUAGAUUUGCAGUCUUACAAAAGAUAUUAUCCGGAAUCAAACAAUUUAGAUGACGAAGUCGUACAUAUAUGUAAUACGGAAGGAUUGCUAUUGCUAAACGGUCUAAUGGACGCGUAUCUACAUGCCACAAUACCUACAAAUAACUUCUCCGUACUAGAUUAUUCAGCAGCUGUUUUAUCCGGUACAUUGACAGAUGAUUUCGUGGAAUAUCCUAUUCUGAAAUACUGUCAGAAAUAUGUUGAAAAAGUCAAUGAGUUUAUUGAAGGAGCUAUUGAAAGAGCUCAAGACUCCUUGGAUGACCAAACUGCUUGUAAUGUCACACAACUCUUAAACUGGCGCAAUAGAUUCGUGAAGUUAUCUAACGAGGCGAUAUUUGCACCAAAUCAAGGAAAAAGACGACAUAUAUUAAGGGAAGAUAUUAUCCCAUUGCUUUACGCUCACAGUAAAUGGCUGCAAAAACAUCUGAUCCAGUUACUAUGCAAGCUUUUACCUCAAAAUGAAAAUAUAAUCAAAGAGUUCAACACAGCAAUUAAAAGUAUAAUACUCAACAGUGAUCAAGAGAAUACGGAAAUGACUAAAUUGAGCAAGAAAAUGAGGAAAAUGUACAGUCAACCGAAAUUGUUUGUUGACCAAGAAGAAUAUGAUAUAUCAUGUGAAAAGACUAAAGUAUACAACAAAUUGACUCUAGAUAUGAACCAGCCAAUUUCGAAACAAAUGAACAAGCUAUCUGUUAACAAUUAUGCUGUUACUGAUAUGCAGUUAGCUUUAGACGUACCAGAUAAAGAAAAAAUGGUUUUAAUACAAGAGAAUAUCUUGAAACUUAUAGACAGCAAAGAGGUUGACAAAUUAAACCCUCAAGUCAAAUUACUUCCUAUAAUAUCAUAUGUAGUGCAAAGAAUUCUAACGAUACUACAAAGGGAGUUUUUGGAGGCGGUUUCUCAAUUGUCGAAGGAAGAUAAAGUUGUCAAGUUUGAUUCAACAGAAGUCUUGUACAGUUUGGUACAAAUAGGCAAAGUGAUCAACGGUUUUCCACCUGCGCUAUUGAAUUUAAUGGAAGUUUUGCUGAAAUUACAAGAGAAUAGUCAACAGAAUCUUAGUGACCGAAUAUCGUCUCUCCCAGUAAAGUUCUGGGACGAAUACUACAAAGCCGUAGUAUACGCUCCUGCCUUCUACCCCACGCCGUUCUUGACACCACUCAAUGUGGAAAGUGAAGAGUCGGUUGAAGAAAUUCCUGUCAACAGCAAGAGACUAUCCAAGAAUGUCCCACUACUGCCAUACUACUUGCAGAAGUUUACUGUGUCCGCUAAUAAUACCGAUUCCAAACUGGUGCUUGCUUAUGAAGCGGUAUCAAUGGAAGAUCGUGCUGACUACUCAGUGCAACUAGGUACAAUACAAAAUAUUCUAUGGAAGAAUAUUGCUACACUGGAUUCGUCAGUUUCCUUAAAAUUAUUAUCAGACGCCAAAUUCGAAAUGAAGAAAUUUGAGCAACUCGUUCAUUACCUACACUCAACACUUACUCAAACAAACGGAAAAUCAUUUGAAGAACUCUCCCUACAAACGAUACAAAUGCUGCAGACUUACUUAAAACAAGACUCCUUUGUCGACACUCUAGCUCUAGCUAACAACAUUUACAAAGAACUCAAAGUAUUAAUCGAAAACAUAAAUGACGUCACGAAAGUAAAGAUUUUGACGUCACAGCUCUCUUUGCUUACCAGUCUUUUAGUCAUUAAAGUGAUGUCAGAAAUGAACCAAAUAGAUCAUGUGGAAAAAUACCGUUUAAAAGUCAAAUAUAUUCAAGAGGAUAUAGAAAUGUUUGAGGCAUUACUGGGUGCAUAUUACUUCCAUGGGCUGGUCUCAGGCAGCAUUAACGGUAGAGGGACUAUUUCGAAACCAUCGCAAGUACCAAUAAAUGUUAUGAGGAAUAGUGAGUUAAAUGAUACUGGAUUGGGCAAGGUGCAUCCACAUUGCGGUGUUAUAAUGGAACUAAGAGAAACGACUGCUGAAAGGAUCACUAAAUACAAAUUAGGGAAUACUUUUAGACCAGCCGAGCCGUCUUACAACAGUUUUGUCAAAGACUGCAAACACUUUACAAAAUCAGUUCUAUCGCCAAAGACGACUAAAGAUCUGGCUUCCAACCUCAUAUCAGCGUGUAACAACUUAUACGACAACUUCAAAAGCAACUCUAUAACCAAAUCCGUGUUACUAAGGGGUCAAACAGUAGCCAAAGAGACUUCCUCCUGGUUAUAUUCAGUCAACGCCUUCUACAAGAAGAUAGAAAUAUACUCAGACGCAUUCCCAGACUUGGCAAAGCCUUUACAAAGUUCAAUCUCCCAACUUGUCUACAGUUUCACCUCUUUAAGUGAUUUAAUUCGGGAACUGAUUAUCAAAAUCGAACAAGGCCCGAUGCUCAAGGAGGUUGUGACACAUUUGAUGGUAUACCCUAAUAGCGUACCAAGUAGAAUGAAUAAAGAGGUUUAUAUGAACCGAUUCGUUACACCAAAGUUCGUAAGUCUGUUGAACAGAAAUAUCCUUGCGGCGAAUAAUGAACUGUUUACUGCAGAGUUGGAGAAUAUUCAAGUCCUAAAAAUGAACUUGUCAGAACUGCAAAUGCAAUGCACAGCGUUGGAUAAAAUCGAUAAAAUGACAAUGGACACAGUGUUGUUGACGCUGAACUCUUUGGUGAAGACCUGGGAGCAGCAACAGAGAGAUAUCGAGAAGAGGAAACAGGACGACGAUGCGUUAUAUGUUACGAAAUCAAAAUGCGAGGACGAGGAUGAAGAUGCACUAGCCUUGUUAGAAAUGCAAGAAAUGUUCCCUUCAUACUCCGACCAAGACUUCGCAGAAUUCAAACCCGCUACUUUAGAGCAAAAACUGGUUAAACCUCAAACAACGGAAAAGAAACCAAUGUUCCUAAUUUCGUCGGAAGAUGUCUCGCUCGUAUACAAAUGGCAUUCGAGCUUAGUACGCAAUAUGACGUCAGCGGAAUGGCUACCCGCCCGAAAGAAGUUGGUCGGUAAUGACGUGACCAGUGCCUUCUUGCAGAGGUAUCUCACAUUUAGUCGGGUUAUAGAUAACUCUUGGGAGGCUUUGGAUGCGGAAUUCGAAGGAACUAUUUCGCCCAGUUUGAUGGUUUUGAUAUCGCAGAUCAAAGCUAAGGUCGAUGGGAAUGAAUCGUCAAGUAAGGUGGACUUCUACCGCUUGCCUUGGGUAUCGGAGACGAGACAAUGUGUGCCACUACUACAUAGGGUAAAGGAAAGCACUAAUGAACUGCUUGAUCAAUGGCCAGACUUCCCUACACUAAAAGAGAUAAUGGUCAUAGUAAAUAGGAUCUUAAGUUUCUCUGUAACAAGUCCAGUGAGCCGCUUCCUAACUGGCUUGGAGUUACUUAGAGAUAAGAUCGAAGAAUGGAACAAAAACGCCCAUAAAGGAAAUAAUCUCAUAGAAAUAUCACUUGCUGUGGGACAACAGAUUAUCAACUGGAGAAAACUAGAAAUGGCUCAUUGGAAAGAGUGCCUGAACAAUCUGUAUCACAGAAAACAAUCAGAGGCUCACAGAUACUGGUUCUACUUAUACCCAGUGAUCAACUCAUAUCUGGACACACAAUCGGACAGACUAAUCAACGUGCUUAAAGACUUCAUGGAGACAUCUAACUUGGCUGAAUAUGAAGUGAGACUGGACAUCAUAUUUGUGUAUCAUUGUCAUUUGAUACAUCUUGAACCUAGUGAAAAACGUGACGAGCUCCUCUCAAUACUGUGGAACACAUACAACUACUACGCCCAGUUCAGCGCGCAGGUGGCGGCGCACAUCAAAGAGAAGCGCGCGCCCAUCGAGAAGAAGUUGCGCGACUUCGUGAAGAUAUGCACGUGGGACAGAGAUCUCAGCUACUGGAGUGUUAAGGAUACGGUGGAGAAGGCGCAUAAGGCACUGCAUAAACAUACCAAGGAGUUUGAGAACGUUCUAAAAGAGAGCGUAACAAGCUGUUUAGUAGACAAGACUACCGAAGUGAUUGGUGACCACGUGGGCAUAUGGGACCGGCCCAAGCGGACCACCGCCGCCAGCGCGCCCACCGGCGGCGCCUACAUGAUAGACCUGCAGAACUAUAUUGUACUAGCCAGGAACAUCAAGCCAACCGAGAAAUUUUUGGACGAAUCAGAGCAGCCGUGCAAGAUAAUUGCCGAGGGUAGUCUGUUAUCAAAAGUGUCAAGUUUACUGAACAAGGCUAAGACAUUGUGUAAGGAUACUAUUGCGAAUACUGGGUAUCCGGCGCUGGUGCAAGCGUUGGAUGACUUCGUGACUGUCGUGAUAGAGACUAGUACUCAUCUUGGGUCUUUGGAGGUCGACUCUACACUACCAAAAGAAAAACAGACGUCUCAAGCAAAGAACCACGUGCAACAAAAGCGGAAAGCCCUAGCUGAUCUUUUCAAAUACUUAACUAAACUAGGUCUGAACUACCGCACCGGUCUAGUCAUACUCACUGCCUCGGAGAAGGAACUGUACGACUUCACUAUACCGCCCGUCGAUCUUGAAGCGGCCAUCAGCUAUUUGAAGAGCAGACGUUGCGAUGCCUCCCUAUCCCUACUGUGGUCGGGCUGUGAGAAGUACUUCCAGAAGAACAUAGCUCGCCACAGGAUUCUAACUCUAGCUCUACAGGCGCCGCAUCAAGACUUGGGGAUGCAGAACAUUGAGAGGUGUAAAGGAUUUGCCGCUCAAUUGUUGAAACUAACCAACACCCAAAAGAAAUCCAUAUCAAAAUACUCACGCUACCUUUGCGACUUGAGAACGUUAACAACAAACGUUACUAAUGUACUAGAAGUCAAUAACACAGACACAAACGUAUCCACAGUAAAUUCUAGACUAGACCUUCUAACAGAAUGUUACGCAAACACUAGCAUUGUUCUAGAACAAUUCUACGUUGUUCUUAAGUCUUGUCCAGAAAGAGGUGUAGGCUCUGAAUUUGAACCAGACUUUGACAACGUUCUUUCCAACUCCAAAGUUGUCCGAUGCUACAAAAACAGCGAUGAAUGGAAGGAUUUAAAUAAAAAAGUCAACGCUUUAAUAUCUAAUGUUAAUAAACAGAAAAAUGCUUUACAUAAAGUCGCCAAUAUUAUGCCUAAAGAAUUCCAUCCUGAUGAUACAAAAGUACCUAUUAUAUCUCAAGCUCAUAUAGACGUUGCAAACGAUUGUAAAGCUAGUUUGGAAGCCAUGGUUAAAGAUAUCGACGAACUCUUACUUGAAUAUCAGUUUGAAUUCAAGUCGUUAAUCUACGAUUUGAAACCACAGCACCCUCUAUUGAAGAGUAUCACAAACCUUAGCAGUUAUCUGAAAGAAACGCUAAAUGAAUUGGAAAGCCUAGACAAAAACGAUGACGUUUCUAUGGACGGUGUUACAACCGAUAAACUUAUUGACCAAUCUGAAGAUUUGAUAGCGACUAUGCUUCUUAUAAUCCAGUCUGUCUAUAAACAACAUUUGCCCCUCGAUUACUCAGAAAAUGCUAAACUAAUUAAGGAUAUUGAUGAAAUUAUUAAGAGCGAUAAAGAGGAAUCGAAAGACAUUAUCGAAGAUAGACAUUUAAAGGAACAUUUACAAGAUAAAUUGUCGAGUGAUUCAAGACUAUUGCAACUAGAAUCUUUGAUCAACAAGACCAAAAUGCUGUAUACCAAUUACGGCCAAUAUUUGGCCAACGGCAAUGAUGUAAGUGAUAUAAAGAGUGUGAUAAUGAGGUUGGUGCCAAUAUUAGAGCAAACAGUGCUGUUUGUUCAGUACUUUGUGUCACAGAAGGUGGCGGUACACAGGGUUUCCUGCAAGAUGCUAUCAGUAUUAUUGAAGAUUUUCUCGGAUUUGGCACAGAAAGGUUUCUGCAAGCCGUCAGACCUGGACAUGGACGAAGGCGAGGGUGAAGGCGGCCCCGGCAAGCUGUCCGGCGGCACCGGGCUCGGGGACGGCGAGGGACAGAAGGACGUAUCUGAUAGAAUCGAGAAUCAGGACCAACUAGAUGACGCUCACCGUCCAGGCGAAGAGAAAAAAGAAGAGAAUAGAGAUUGCAAAGAGGAAGAGAAAGGAGUUAACAUGACUGAUGACUUCGACUCCCAUCUGCAAGAUGUUGACAAGAAAGAAGGAGACCAGUCAGAACAAGAGGACGACGAAGAUGAUGCCGACAAGCAAAUGGGAGACAUUGACAAUGCUGCUGAUAAACUAGACCAGCAAAUCUGGGGUUCAGAAGACGAAGAAGAAUUAGACGAGGAACAAGGUCAAAAGAAAGACCAAGAAGAGAAAGGUCAAGGUGAAAGUACAGGAGAGAAGGAAAUGGCCGCUAAAGAUAAAGAACAGGAACAGGGCACGGAUGAUGGCGAGGAUGGAAAAGAGAAGAAGAAGAAGAAAGAUAUCAAUGAAAUGGAUGAACCUGAAGUUGAUGAUGACCAUGUGGAUCCAUAUCACGGAAACCAACAACCACUUCCUGAGCCAGAAGACUUCGAAUUGCCAGACAAUAUGAACUUAGACGGCGAAGAGCCCGGUGAAGAAAAUGAAGGUGACACAGAAACAGAGAAUCCAUUCGACAUCGACGUGAUGAAGGAAAAUAUUGAGGAAGAACAGGAUUGCGACGACAAAGCGGAAGACGGAAAAGACAAUAAGAAUGGAUUGGACGUGUCCAGUGAUGAAGAAGAUAAUGGUGAUGAGAAAGGUGAUGAUGCAGAGGGAGAGGGUGAUGAAAAGGAAAAAGAAAAUAAUGAUCAACCGGGCCCUGAGAACGAAGAAAACCCAGAAAGCGAAGAAAAAGAUGGCGGCGAAGAAAUAGAUAAUGAACAAGAAGCUCCCGACGAAUCCAACACAGAUGACCCUGAAAAUCCUGAAAACGCUGAAAACCCUGAAAACGAUCUUCCGAAAAAUCCCGAUCAAAUAAACGAAGAGGAUGAAGUAGAACAGAAGAAUAAAGAGGCUAACCCUCAAGCGAACCCUUCGAACAAUGAUCCCACGGCUGAUGAAAAUGCUGAAAACGCAGAAAUGGAUCAAGGGACCAAUGAUAAUGUUGAAACAAAUGCGGAGCAGGCUAAAGAUGAAGACGCUGAGCCUUUUGAACAAGCCCAAGAGCAAGUUGGCGAGGAAAAGCAGUCGACAGGUCGUUCGGAGUUAGACAAGAGCGACAAAGGGCAUAGAGGAGAGAAACAGGCCGCGAGCCGCGCGGAGCGAACACAGGAGAAGCGGAAGAAACAUGAGAAUAAACCGGGCAAGACUGAUCAGGAACGAACACUUGGUGACAUAAAUGAGAAGAAACACAAACAGUCGAAAACAUUGAAUGUGGAGCGCGAAGAGCAAGAGGAAGGAGGCGACAACGAUGAUGACGCCGAUAAGGAAGCUGAUGCUUACCAACACGUAAAGCAGGCUAAGAAGGAUGAUCUACAGGCAAUAGAUGCCGCCACUAAAGAACAGGCAGAUCAACAGCCAACAUUGCAGCAAGAAGAAGAAGACGCUGAGAAACUUAAAGAGGAUGAAGAAGUUCCUAUGGAUGUAGACGAUGAUGAAAUACAGGUCGAGAAAUCAGAAGAAUUAAAACCGGAGAAGAUGAAGGAGACUUCAGAGAAAGACAGAGAGAAGUCAGGAAACAAGAAGGACGGCGGCGAAGAGCCGACAGGGGAAACUGGUAUGGAAGUGGAAGGUGAGAAGGUGGGGACAGAGGUCGUGCCGAGAGGGAACGAGACUACGUAUCAUACGAGGAUGGACGACUGCCAAACGCAAUCAACAGACUUGACAAUCGACGAAUACAUGAGUUUCCGCGAGUGGUUGAACAGCGGGCCGACGCCGAGUCACGGCAGCGUGGCCGUGUGGAGGACGCUGUGGAGGGACUCGUCCGCCGCCGCCAGGGCGCUCUGCGAGAGGCUCAGGCUAGUGCUCGAGCCUACUGGCCGGUCUAGGAGAGCUGGUGACUUCCGCACUGGUCGCGCUAUCAACAUGCGUCGCGUGAUCCCUUACAUCGCGUCCCACUUCAGGAAGGACCGCAUCUGGUUGCGCCGCACCAAGCCCGCCAAACGAGAGUAUAAGAUCGCGAUCGCCGUCGAUGAUUCUAGCUCUAUGUCCGAUAACAGGAGUAAGGAGUUGGCGUUUGAAAGCCUUGCUCUCGUGUCUCAGGCACUAAAUCUCCUCGAAUCCGGCGAUCUGGCAGUACUAAGCUUCGGUGAAAAGCCAAACCUUUUACAUCCAUUCACGGAACAGUUCUCAGAACAUUCAGGCUCGAAGAUCUUGGAACAAUUACGCUUCGAACAGACAAAGACAAGAAUAGCACAACUAUUAGACUUCUGCACAGUUUUGUUUGAGGAACAGACGAUGAGAAGCGAUGCGGUGAACGCUAAACUGUUGGUGGUGGUCAGCGAUGGUCGGGGAAUAUUCUCUGAAGGGGAGACUAGGGUGCUGCAGAGUGUGAGGAGAGCGAGACAACAAGGCAUCUUCUUAGUCUACGUCAUAAUUGAUAACCCUGACAAUAAGGACUCAAUCAUGGACAUACGUCGCCCUCUACUGGACCCUACCACAAACACUCUAACUGGCUUUGUAUCAUACUUGGACACAUUCCCGUUCCCCUUCUACCUAAUACUGCGAGACAUGUCAGCGUUACCCACUGUUUUAGGAGACGCCCUUAGGCAGUGGUUUGAAUUAGCCGCUAAUAAUACAAGCUAAAAUACUUCUUUAAUGGUCGUGACUAUAAGGUUUAAUUUCCAUAAAAAAUGUUCUUCCAUAGUAUAGGAUGUGUUUGUAAAUGAUAAAAUAACGGAAGAGGUUGUCAAAACCUAUAUUUGUCACUAAUGGAAACCUUUCAUCAAUACAAGUGUUAGGCUAGGUAAAUUAAUAGAUUUUAGUUAGGUUCAUUCGUAAAAAAAAAAUGUUACAUGUAAAGACUAUUAUAAGACUAUUGAAUCUGGAAGGGGAAGAAACUUAAAAUCCAUUGUUAUUGUUUUACUCGGAUUAUAGUCCCUUAUAUCCAACUAAUAGCAUAGCAUAGUUUAAGUAGUCAUUUACUUUGGGUCAAAGAUUUAUAUUUUUUAGCUCAUUAAUUACAUAUACAACUAAGAAUAUAUUUUUCUAUAAAAUCGCAGCAAUAAUUAAAUAAUUAGGAAUAUUUCUGCUCUAAUUCUUAGUAUUUUGGAUCUCAAGAUACUGCUUGAUAUACUUAAAGAUGUUUAAGACAAUUCUAGCAUAUAGAUAUAAAAACAUGCAAUCUUGUUGGUUUAAAUAGUUAUUGAGUAUGUUAGUAAAUUACUUGAAAAAUCGAAGAAGUAAGAAGUUAUAUUUGAAAUCAUCUUUGAUUUAAAAAUGUUUAUUAUUGUAAAGUUAAUAGUUCACAUGGUACUGUGAUUUCUCGACUGCUAAAUCGCUUUGCGAAUAAAAUAGACAUAAGUUAAAAUUGUUUUCAUGUUUUUGAAAAAGUUAAAUUGGUUUAUAUUAAAUGCUUUUGAAUAAUAA
Messenger RNA from Trichoplusia ni (cabbage looper), 17132 nucleotides. RefSeq names its product midasin. The record is from RefSeq and is a predicted model, not a curated record. Bases 183 to 16349 code for a protein of 5388 amino acids. Gene Ontology annotation, molecular function: ATP hydrolysis activity; ATP binding. Gene Ontology annotation, biological process: rRNA processing; ribosomal large subunit assembly. NCBI's taxonomy places the organism in Eukaryota, Metazoa, Arthropoda, Insecta, Lepidoptera, Noctuidae. The transcript is spliced from 42 exons. Gene Ontology annotation, cellular component: nucleus; preribosome, large subunit precursor.